This is a messenger RNA of Trachymyrmex septentrionalis, 3230 nucleotides long. It is a transcript of the gene dac, whose product is annotated as dachshund homolog 2. The record is from RefSeq and is a predicted model, not a curated record. NCBI's taxonomy places the organism in Eukaryota, Metazoa, Arthropoda, Insecta, Hymenoptera, Formicidae.
UUCACGUGUGUAUGAAGACUGACAAAAUCGUGCGGUCUGAUUUGCGUAAAGACGCACGAUUCACGACGUUUGCAGUGACAAGCGAUACGUUCGAAGCGAACGUUAGUCGAGUGUAAUUUUGAAAGAUAUCCUUCGAGUUUAUCAAAGAGUUUAUGACAAUUCGCAAAGAGGAUCACGAAGGAAGCCCAGCUUUAACAUGCAUUGAAAGGAUUCGCACGCUCGAGUCGUACCGAUAUUCGCCAUCGGGCGGACACAGUGACACGGCGGUGAUCGACAGAGGCACGGAGCUUAUCACUGGCGAGAAGAGCGUGCCGGAGUGUCUCGUCGUCUCUACAAGUCGUACGAAGAACAGGGACGCGCGUUUCCGACCCUCCAUGGACCACGGAGCGAUGGACAGCUCUUCCGACCACAGCAGUCGUGCCAGUCCCGUAACCGGCAGUCCAAAACAUCCUCACAGCCCGUCGACGCAGCAGAACCAACAGCAGCAGCAGCAGCAGCAGCAACAGCUCCACGGCAGUCAACAUCAACCACCGCCGUCUCAUCAGCAAUCGCACGGGCGUGAUCAGAUUCGCGAUCAUCCGCAGCAGCAACCGCAGCACCGUGGUGUGCCGACACCGGGAUCGCCUACGAGAGGUUCACCACCCCAGGGCCUUCCUCUGAGUCCACCGCCGUUGUCGGCCGGGGGCGGCCCCGGGGCACCGCCGGGUAUGGUGCCUCGUAUGCCGGGUUUGCCGCCGCCGGGACUGGGACUGUUGGGCCAGCUCGGUGGUAUGCUGAGCGGGCACCAUGGCUCGCCGCUCGAAUUAAUGGCAGCCCAUCACGCGGUUCUGCCACCGAGAUCCUACAACAGUCCACCGCCGAUUAGCACUAGCGAUCCUACCGCCAACGAGUGCAAGUUGGUCGACUACCGUGGUCAGAAGGUUGCCGCGUUCAUCAUCGCCGGCGACACGAUGCUGUGUCUGCCUCAGGCCUUCGAGCUGUUUCUCAAACACCUCGUGGGCGGCCUCCACACAGUCUACACGAAGCUCAAGCGACUGGAUAUCGUGCCGUUGGUGUGUAACGUCGAGCAGGUUAGGAUUCUACGCGGUCUCGGAGCCAUCCAGCCCGGCGUCAAUCGGUGCAAGCUGCUCAGCUGCAAGGACUUCGACAUUCUUUACAGGGACUGCACCACGGCCAGCUCCAGGCCAGGAAGACCCCCAAAGAGAGCUUCCGUUGGGCUGAGCCUUGCGGCGAGUCACCUAGCCGCGGCGGCUGGUCAUCAUCCUCAACACUCCCUGAAGAAGCACAGAAUGGACAACGGCGAUUAUUACGAGAACGGGCAUCUCGACGUACCAAGGAUGGAAAAGUCACCGCUUCUGGCGAAUGGAUACAAUCACCCACCCACGCACCUGAGCCACAUGCAGUUCAUGCAGCUCGGCGGGCAUCCAGGUGCAGGACAUACCGCUAUCCUGUCACCGGCCAGUCUACCGCAUCACCUGCAAGCGCAAGCACAGGCUCGGGCCGAGCAGGGUCUCAAGGUCAAUCCGAAUAUGACCAACAUGGAAGCCCUCGCGAGGUCCGGGACGGUUUGGGAAAACUGCCGAGCUGCCUACGAAGAUAUUGUCAAACAUCUCGAAAGGCUCCGUGAGGAGAGGGGCGACGCCGAGAGAGCGCUGGCUUUGGACCACAAACCCAGGGAUCUCAGCUCGCACAAUGGCUCCUCCAACGGUCACAGCCCGGUUCUAAAUCUUUCAAAAACGGCGGGAAGCGGAAGCGUGGGCGAACAGUCCGGAAGUGAGGCAGGCGCGUCGCACCGUUCUCAAGACGACGACGAGGAGGACGAUAAUCUGUCGGAGGACCUCGAAGACGACAAUGAAAAGGACGAAGAUUUGUCGGACGUGCCGGAAAACCUGCCAUUGCCAGCGCCGGGCUCGGAAAGUCCUCCUCAAGCCCUGAACUACUCGCAGAUAGCCUCGGCGGCGGUCGCCGUGUCUCAGAGCGCCCAAGACCCCUCGGUCUCGAGUACGGAGACCCUGCUGAGGAAUAUCCAGGGCCUGCUCAAGGUCGCGGCUGACAACGCGAGGCAGCAGGAGAGGCAAAUCAACUACGAGAAAGCCGAGUUGAAAAUGGACGUUCUCCGGGAGCGGGAGGUCAAGGACAGUCUGGAGCGGCAGCUACAAGACGAGCAGAAGGUGCGAGUGGUUUAUCAGAAACGGUUAAAAAAGGAGCGGCGAGCGAGGAAACGGCUGCAGGAGCAGUUGGACCUGGAGAUCAAGAGGCGCACACAGUUGGAGGAGGCCCUCAAAGCCACGGGCGCGUCCUCGGAGCAAGUCAGAGCGAUUACCGAAAACGUAACGGCGGAGGCGCGCACGAGUUCGGAGCCGCCGGAGGCUAGCCCGGUACAUUCUCAGUCGCAGCAGCAGUCGUCGCAGCAACAACCGCCGCAGCAACCCCUUCAGCAGCAACAGGCAGCGGCCCAGCAGUACCGGGAGGCGCAAGUACCGCGUCCUUCCCAGCAACCGUCGACGCCGGAGAAGCCCGCAUGGGGAUACGGGCUGGAUCUCAUCGGUAGCCAGGCGUCGGCCUUCUGGCAAAACUACCAAGAAUCGCUGGUGCAGGAACUCGAGCUGGAGAGAAAAUCGCGGCAGCACCAAGCGGCCGAGAGGGACCAAGUCAAGUCUCCUCUUCAAGAGUCGCGGACGGGUUACUACAAGAACUCCGUUCUGUUUACGAGUGCGACCUAGAAGAGGCCGGACGACGGCAGACGGGGGCAGCAGGCAGAUCGGGCAGAUCGUGCAGCGAGCAGCCGAAGCGAGUGAUCGAUCGGACAGCAAAGCAGAAAGCGCAAUUCGAAACCACGAGAGCGGACUCGCACAACGAGAGGCAAACGUGAAGAAACGGAAUCGUGAUGGUCGACCGCGGGAAGAAGGAACGUACGGAAGGACUCGACGGGGAAGAGCGAAACUCCGAGUGAUGAUCUCGCGCGAGUGACCGCGCGGACUUAUUGUACAGCUCGGCGAGCAGUGCGAAGUACACCGAGAGUAAUCGGAAGGCUCCGCGAGAGUACUUUAUCGUCGGGAGACUCGUAAGUUCCGGAUAGAAUCGUACGGACGAGCGCUAAGCGGCAGAGAGAGUAGACUCGAUUUCGACCGUACGAAUAAAAACGUGCCGGCUAUAUUUACGCGUUUGUACAGAGCCGCGAUCACGUUUUCCGACGCUCGAAGGGAGGAAAACUCGGAGGGAUGAGAGAG